CAGUCUCAAUCUGGACAGCAAAGCGAUCAGUUCGUGUUCCAGUCGCCGCUAUUCGAUUGUCUUCGAUUUCCUACGGAAUAAUAUCACCCGAAAUAAGAUUACAUAUCACCCACAAAAAUAUCAUAAAAUGUUGACCUUGCCCAACAUAGCAGAUCUGCGCCUGCAGCAACAGAUCGCCCAGGAAAUAUACCGCCAUCAGAUUAUGCAACGAUUACCCGAUCCCCUCUGUGGCUUAUUACCGAGCUUUGCCGGACACUUUGUGCCUCCGCCGCCACCACCGCAACCCACAUUGCCAGGCGAUGUGGAGGCCAAACUGGAGAACAAUGAACUAUGGCAACAAUUCCACAGCAUCGGCACCGAGAUGAUCAUCACCAAGUGCGGCAGACGCAUGUUCCCCUCGAUGCGGGUUUCUCUCAGCGGAUUGGAGGAGGACGCCAGCUACUGCGUGCUUCUCGAGAUGGUGCCCAUUGGCGAUUGCCGUUACAAGUUCUCCGGAUCCCAGUGGGUUCCAGCCGGAGGAGCUGAGCCCCAAAGCCCCCAGCGAAUGUAUCUGCAUCCGGAGAGUCCAGCUACGGGAAAACAUUGGCAAUCCCAAGCCUUGCUCUUCAGCAAGGUGAAACUGACCAACAACACAUUGGAUAAUAAUGGACAUAUCGUCCUAGCCAGCAUGCACAAAUAUCAGCCACGUCUGCAUGUCAUACGUACCUCUGAUCUCGGCCAGAUCCCCUGGGCUCCCCAGCAGGCCUUUGUGUUCCCGGAGACGGAGUUUAUAGCCGUUACGGCUUAUCAGAAUGAUCGCAUAACCAAGCUGAAGAUCGACAACAAUCCCUUUGCCAAGGGAUUCCGUGAGUCGGGUCAGUCGAGAUGCAAAAGGAAGAUCAAUGACUCGCCACCGCCAUCGCAGUCGGAGGUUACCCAGGUGGACCCCAGCCCCAUGCCAUCGCCGUUAGCCAAACGGUUGCGACUGGUAGACGAAAUUCCUCAGCAUCAUCAUCAUCAGAGUCAUCAGAGCGUUCCGAUGCAGCGUCACUAUCUGUUGGAUACUCUGGAGGCCAAUUUCUAUGUCCCAGCGCCACCGCCGCCGGCCAUCGAAUAUGCCAGGCACAUCGGAUCCUAUCCAAGUUGGGCCUACACUCCGCCAUCCCCGGCCUCCUCCGUUUCGUCCUCAUCAGCGGGCUCCACGAGCGGGGAAUCCGCAGCCGAACGAGAGGCAGAUGCCGACACCUUUGUGGAUGUGGUUGGAACCGCAACAUCUGCUCCUCCAUCUGCGCCUCUUGUUCCGAUAUUACCUCUCUCACCCAGCGAUGCAAUGCCCAAGCCGAAACGCAGCAGCUUCAGCAUCUCGGACAUAUUGGGAACCAGCUCGUCCAUUUAAAACUAAGUCCAGUCGGGUGCAUGUGCUCCCAUUUGGCUUGAAAUCGGUGCCUUGUACAUUUAAUUAGCGUUAAGUUGCCAUCGUCUGCGUAGUGUCUAAGCUGAAUUGUGAUAUUUUGCAGUUAAUUAGGAUUUCCAGGUAUUUGCCAUCAGUAUUUAUCGUAUUUAUUAUGCAAUUUUAAUUGUUCAAAUGAUUUCGUAAUGGAUUUAUUGUCUUUGGCAUUUUAAUGCGACAUAAAUAAAAUAUAUGUAGUGUAUGGAUACCCAAUGAA
Drosophila eugracilis is the source of this 1646-nucleotide messenger RNA. Its product is annotated as T-box transcription factor TBX6. Gene Ontology annotation, molecular function: RNA polymerase II cis-regulatory region sequence-specific DNA binding; DNA-binding transcription factor activity, RNA polymerase II-specific. The transcript is spliced from 5 exons. The coding region runs from base 128 to 1375 and encodes 415 amino acids. Gene Ontology annotation, cellular component: nucleus. Gene Ontology annotation, biological process: cell fate specification; positive regulation of DNA-templated transcription; regulation of transcription by RNA polymerase II. NCBI's taxonomy places the organism in Eukaryota, Metazoa, Arthropoda, Insecta, Diptera, Drosophilidae. The record is from RefSeq and is a predicted model, not a curated record.